AUGUUACCUGGAACAGGCAAAAUCCCUCGUUUAUUUUGUGCUUUAAUUCAAAUAAUUCCAAUUGGUGGUUGUUUAAAUGUUUUUAGUUUAAUGUUGGUUAUUGGAAUUGACAGAAUGUUGGGGAUAUUUUGCCCUAUUUGGUAUUCAACACGAAGUGACAAAAAUUAUUUAAAAUUAUUAUUUUCACUUUCUUUAUCAUUUCCCUUCAUAUUUUUAUGUUUUGUAAUUCGUUCAUUAAUACAAGACCCUUUUCUACAAAUCCAGUGUUUCUUUCCUGAUUUGGUUGGAAUUGAUGGACAAAAUUUUUUCGAUAUGACACAAUUAUUAUUAAUGUUUAUGACUUUGGGAUGUUAUAUUCUUAUGUUAAUUAAAUUAAUUUAUGAUCAGAAGAAAGGAAAAGGUAAUUAA
Molecule: messenger RNA, 408 nt
Organism: Meloidogyne enterolobii
Lineage: Eukaryota; Metazoa; Nematoda; Chromadorea; Rhabditida; Meloidogynidae
Source: the annotation of a GenBank genome assembly